AUGUCAUUGCAGUACAAAAGAAUCAAGGAUAUCUUGGUCCUUUUGAUACCAAUAUUAGUUGUUGAUUCUUUAUUUAUUUCAAGCUCAUUAUUCAUACAGAUUAUUCAUCACCCAAAAUCAUUUUCCCCAUGUUCAUUAGAAUAUGUUAGAACUUUUAUAUUGGCAACAUUAAGUUCAUCACUUGUUAAUAUUGGUUCUAAAUAUUUCCGUCAUUUCUAUAACUUGAAAGUUAUCAUUGAAUUCUUAGCAUUACUAUUAUUAGCAUAUCCACAAAAGACAGAGAUUGAACAAACUUUUUCAAAUUGGAACCUUGUUAAAAGGGAAAGUUAUUUAUUUGGAGCAAUUUAUAAUUUGAUUAAUCAUUCGAUUUAUCUUUACGGUGAGAUUCGAAUUAUUUGGUUCCAACCUUUGGAUUAUGCACAAAUUGAAGUUACUCGUCAGCAAUCGAAUGAAAAUAUUAGUGAAUUGGUUAGACAGAAAUCAACAUUAUCAAAUUGUAUUCAAGUACGGAGAAAUUCAUACAUCAAGAAAAAUGUUUAUUCUCCUGUGAAUAACAUUGGUGAAUCUUCAUUAAAUGAGAAUGAUUAUCUGUUAAAAUCAGAUCAAAUCAACAAUAACAAUAAUACAUUAGUUGUGGAUUAUAAUUCAGAUUCAAUUGAGUUUUUAAACCCAAGUACUUCAUACAACAAUGACCAUUCUAAAACACCAAAUCUUACACCAGUCCAUACCAAUUAUGGUUCAGUUGUUUCAUUCACUUCACUUAAUAAUUUAAUAUCACCACCAAACCCUUCAAAAUCACCAUUAAUUUCAAUUCUAGAAAUCAUUGCAUGGUCAAUAAUUUCAUCUUUUUAUGAGAUUGGGAUCUCUUUAAUCUUGUCAAUCACUUUCAUUUAUGUUCCUGAUUUGGAUGAUAGUUUAUUCUCCUGGUUAGAAAUUUAUUAUUAUAACAAUAUAGAUAAUUUCAUAGUGGAGGUUGUUGUUCCAGUUGGGAUUAUUACAAGUUUUGUUCAUUAUUGUAUUACAUCAAAUUAUCAAACGUCACCGCAAUUAACGCUAGUGGCAUUUUUUGCUGUUUCAUUCGUUUUAUUUACAUUUGGAUUGGGUUUUACAUAG
This is a messenger RNA of Hansenula anomala, 1113 nucleotides long. It is a transcript of the gene AIT1, whose product is annotated as Ait1p. The transcript has a single exon. The coding region runs from base 1 to 1113 and encodes 370 amino acids. Lineage: Eukaryota; Fungi; Ascomycota; Saccharomycetes; Phaffomycetales; Wickerhamomycetaceae. The record is from RefSeq and is a predicted model, not a curated record.